AAUUAUAGUGAUCGAAAAAGAUUAAUCAAAAUGUUUAACGUUGUACACAGAAAGUUGUAUUGGGGUAUCACUGUCUGAAUUCAGAUGAAAAUCUCGCUGAUAUUGUACUCUCUCUGGUUGGCGUACCGCCACAGCAUAACUCUCCGGAUCGAGACGAAUAUGUAGAAAUUAAGAAAAAUAACAUUUUAACAGAUAAACUUGAUUUAUUUAAGAAAUUAAAGGACGAUGAAUGGUUGUUUCAUAAUGUGACAUAUGAUUUUGAAAGUGCAGGACACUAUGGAACUUACAAGUACACUUCAAAUGGGAAAGCUACAAUUAAAAAAAAACAUCGGGAUUAUAGCUUUUUAGGAACUCCUAAAGAAAAUGGUUUUAGUUCUAUUGAUAUUUUAAAAAUUGCAAUGCUUUAUAACUACAUUGUAAGAAACAGAGAAGCAGCAUUGCCAGAGUGUGAAAAGCUUUUCGCACCAGGAAGCAAACUAUCUAGUAGUAUUCUGGAGAAUACCGAACUUGAUUUGAAGCCUAUAGAAAAACCAAAAAGAUAUCUUAGUAAAUCCAAAACUUAUGAGGAAAAUUACAACGACGAACAAAAUGAAAUAAAUGCUAGUUCGGAAAAUAGUGACAAUAAAACAAGUGACUAUGAUGAUAAUGAUAACAACAAAAAUUAUAAAGAAAACUACAGUAGUGAAAUCAUGACUGGUGAUAAGAAUGAAAAUAAUGCUAGUUUAGAGAAUAGUGACCAUGAAACUAAUAAUUAUGAUGAUAAUGAUAACAAGAAAAAUGUAAAUGAUCACGAAAAUGUUGGUAAUAAUGAUAACAAAGACUAUGAUGAUGCAGAAGCUGAACAACAAGAGGAUAAUGGUGACGAAAUAACUGCAAGUGUUGAAAAUAACAGUACUUUGUCAAACACAACAAAUGAUAAACUUAUUGACGAUAUUGAUGCAAAAAUGUAUAAUAAUGGUGAUGAUGAUAUGGAAGAAGACAGUAUAAAUGAAGAAAAUAGCAAUGUCACGAAUGAAAGUGUCAUGAAAUCGAACGAUAAUUAUAAUGAUUUUAAAAAAUAUACAAUAUCUAACAGUAAACAUCCUUUAUCCAAAAAGAAUACUUUAACAAUACAAAAGUUAUUAGGCCAAUCUGACUAUGAAACAGGUGAUGAAGGCGACAAGAAAUAUAUUCAUGAGAAGUCGUUUUAAGACCUUGUAUUGUGCCUAGCAAUAAGGUUGUUGAUACAUAUCGCAGCUCUAACUCCCCUUGUAACGAUUUAUUAAGCUGCAGGUGUAAUAACAUUUUUUCUCUUGUACAUUUUUGAUAAAAAGCGUUUAACGUUGAACCAGUCUUCGAGUUUUUAUGCAACAUAAAUCUUGUAUUGAACAUUAAGGUUGUUAAGUAAGGUGUUGUUUCUAUAAUACUUAU
Molecule: messenger RNA, 1410 nt
Organism: Bicyclus anynana (squinting bush brown)
Lineage: Eukaryota; Metazoa; Arthropoda; Insecta; Lepidoptera; Nymphalidae
Product: GATA zinc finger domain-containing protein 4-like
Exons: 3
Coding region: 399-1190 (263 amino acids)
Source: RefSeq, a predicted model, not a curated record